AUGACAGAGGACAAAUGGCGGGCGGCCAAGUUUGUCUUUGCAGGAGGGCUGGCCGGCGCCGUCAGCCGCACCGCGACGGCGCCCGUCGACAGGCUGAAGAUGCUGCUGCAGGUGCAGGAGUCGCAGCACCUCACGCUGCGGCAGGGUCUGAAGAUCAUGGCGUCGGAAGGCAGCUUACGGGCAUAUUUCAAGGGGAACGGGACCAACGCGCUGAAGAUCGCGCCCGAGACCAGCAUCAAGCUGACGUUGAACGACUGGCUGAAGCACCAUAUCGGCAAGGACCACCGGGACAUAUCGCCCUGGGAGAGGGUGGCCUGCGGCGGCUUGUCGGGGGCGGUCGGGCAGGGGCUGGUGUACCCCCUCGACACCGUGCGCACGCGGCUGGCGGUCUGCCACACGGACGAGUACGCCGGGAUCUGGCAGACGGCCGUGCGGCUCGCGCGCAACGAGGGCUUCGCGGCAUUCUACCGCGGCCUCGUGCCGUCCAUGUGCGGCAUCCUGCCGUACGCCGGCACCGACAUAGCCCUGUUUGAGAUUCUGAACGAACACCUGCACGACCGGUACGGCGGCGAGCCCCCCCACCUGGCUAUCAUCGGGGCAGGCAUGGUGUCCAGCGUGUUCGCGCAGUUUGUCUCCUACCCGCUGGCGCUCGUGCGCACGCGGCUGCAGGCGCAGGGCGUCGGCGGCAACCCCAUAAAGUACAGCGGCAUGCUGGACGUCUUCUCGCAGACGAUGAGGAACGAGGGCGUCAGGGGGCUGUACAAGGCGCGCGGGCGCAUCAGCUGGUACGUCUUUGAGCAGACCAAGCUGGCGCUGGGGGUCAAUCCCGGGAGCUAG
This is a messenger RNA of Monoraphidium neglectum, 837 nucleotides long. Its product is annotated as Calcium-binding carrier protein SCaMC-1. Bases 1 to 837 code for a protein of 278 amino acids. The record is from RefSeq and is a predicted model, not a curated record. Lineage: Eukaryota; Viridiplantae; Chlorophyta; Chlorophyceae; Sphaeropleales; Selenastraceae. The transcript has 8 exons. Gene Ontology annotation, molecular function: ATP transmembrane transporter activity. Gene Ontology annotation, biological process: transmembrane transport.